Rotaria sordida is the source of this 793-nucleotide messenger RNA. The record is from the annotation of a GenBank genome assembly. Lineage: Eukaryota; Metazoa; Rotifera; Eurotatoria; Philodinida; Philodinidae.
AUGGCUUAUCAAAUCAAUGACACAACCGAAACAAAUAACAUCUCAUCUGAUGACGAAUUAGAAAAAGAAAGGCAUUAUGGGACAACUGAAUUUCCAUACAAGGACAAUAGUAUCAACGAAAAUGAUUGGUCUUCAUCUGAUGAUAGUGAUAAUGAUAAUGAUAAUGACGAUGACAAAGAAAUAACUUACCAUCAUAAAGAAACAUCAAGUGACAAGAAUAUUGAUUGGAGUGAUAGCUCUUAUCUCGCUCAUGAUGACCGUUUACAAUCUAUGACUCGAUUCGAACGUCGACAAGCAUGUUAUUACCAAGCGAAAAUUCAACAAAUUCGACAACAAUUAAGAAAUGAAAAUCUUAUUUUACGACCAAUUUAUAAAGAUAUUGGAUAUCAUGUGGAACUCAGUCGUUCAUAUCCGACUGCUAGUCAAAAUCGUUUAGCUAAAAUUGUUGAACGAGUUGAAACAACAUUGAACAAUUUAUUACAUUCCAAAUCUAUUACUGAAGCACAACAUAUGACUAUGAAAAUCGAUCGAUCUACAGUACGAAUGCAUUAUUUAAACUUCGUAUCAGACACACAUAAAGAAGGAAUUCCAGUUCAACCAACCAUGGUAUGUAAUAAUGGACCAACUAUAAGUAUUAGUCGUUAUCUUGGUCGUCUUCUUGGAUUACUUUUCAAUGAUGCAACUUAUUGUAAAAAAUUUCAUAAAGCUUAUAAUAUUAUACAUGCUAUGGAAUUCUAUCAGAAAAGUGGUCAACUUCGACCAACUACCUUAUUUGCUUCAUUUAAUAUUAAUG